This is a messenger RNA of Ochotona curzoniae (black-lipped pika), 2434 nucleotides long. It is a transcript of the gene GUCY1A2, whose product is annotated as guanylate cyclase 1 soluble subunit alpha 2. Bases 58 to 2268 code for a protein of 736 amino acids. Gene Ontology annotation, biological process: response to oxygen levels; cGMP biosynthetic process. NCBI's taxonomy places the organism in Eukaryota, Metazoa, Chordata, Mammalia, Lagomorpha, Ochotonidae. Gene Ontology annotation, molecular function: guanylate cyclase activity; heme binding. Gene Ontology annotation, cellular component: guanylate cyclase complex, soluble. The record is from RefSeq and is a predicted model, not a curated record. The transcript is spliced from 8 exons.
UCGCGGGUCCCGCCGCCGCCACCACCUCUACCGCCACCGCCAACCGCCGCCAGCAGCAUGUCUCGGAGGAAGAUUUCAUCCGAGUCCUUCAGCUCCCUGGGCUCCGACUACCUGGAGACCAGCCCCGAGGACGAGGGGGAGUGCCCUCUGUCCAGGCUCUGCUGGAAUGGCAGCCGGAGCCCGCCCGGGCCGCCCGAGCCCAGCGCUGCGGCCGCUGCUGCCGCCGCCACCGCCACCUCCACCGCCGCCCCGGCCCCGGCUGCCUCUGCCGCGGCCGCCGCCGCCACGGCCGGGGCCAGGAGGGUGCAGCGCCGGAGGCGGGUCAACCUGGACUCGCUGGGCGAGAGCAUCAGCCGCCUGACGGCGCCCUCGCCUCAGAUAAUCCAGCAGACACUCAAGAGGACCUUGAAAUACUAUGAGCAUCAAGUGCUUGGUUACAGGGAUGCAGAAAAGAAUUUCCACAAUAUCUCUAACAGAUGCUCCUAUACAGAUCAUGCCAACAAAGAGGAAAUUGAAGAUGUCUCAGGAAUACUCCAGUGUACUGCUAAUAUACUCGGUUUGAAGUUUGAGGAAAUUCAAGAAAGAUUUGGUGAGGAGUUCUUUAAUAUAUGCUUUGAUGAGAAUGAAAGAGUCCUUCGAGCUGUAGGUGGCACAUUGCAGGACUUUUUUAAUGGCUUUGAUGCUUUAUUGGAACACAUUAGAACUUCUUUUGGAAAACAGGCCACUCUGGAGUCACCGUCUUUCCUAUGCAAAGAGCUCCCUGAAGGUACUCUCUUGCUCCACUACUUCCACCCUCACCACAUCGUGGGGUUUGCAAUGCUGGGAAUGAUUAAGGCUGCAGGAAAGAAGAUCUACCGCCUUGACUUGGAAGUGGAACAGGUUGCAAAUGAGAAGCUGGGCUCUGAGGGUUCAAACCCAGGCAAUUGUAGCUGUCUUACUUUCCUUAUCAAAGAAUGUGAGAACACUAACGUCACAAAGAAUCUUCUACAAGGAACUUCCCAGGUUCCUACAGAUCUCAGAAUUAGCAUCAACACCUUCUGCAGAGCCUUCCCCUUCCAUCUAAUGUUUGACCCCAACAUGUCAGUCCUGCAACUGGGUGAAGGCCUAAGGAAGCAACUCCGAUGUGACACUCACAAAGUGCUCAAGUUUGAGGACUGCUUCGAAAUUGUUUCCCCAAAGGUUAAUGCCACCUUCGAGAGGGUCCUGUUGCGGCUGUCCACCCCAUUCGUGAUUAGGACCAAGCCUGAGGCUUCUGGUACUGAAAAUAAAGACAAGGUGAUGGAGGUCAAAGGACAAAUGAUCCACGUCCCAGAAUCAAGUUCCAUCUUGUUUUUGGGCUCCCCGUGUGUAGACAAGUUAGAUGAGCUCAUGGGCCGAGGACUGCAUCUCUCGGACAUUCCUAUUCAUGAUGCCACCCGGGAUGUCAUUUUGGUUGGUGAGCAGGCAAAGGCCCAAGAUGGCUUGAAGAAAAGGAUGGACAAAUUAAAGGCAACUUUAGAAAGAACUCACCAGGCCCUCGAAGAAGAGAAAAAGAAAACUGUGGAUCUUCUUUAUUCUAUUUUUCCUGGAGAUGUAGCUCAGCAGUUAUGGCAAGGGCAGCAGGUGCAGGCCCGAAAGUUCGAUGAUGUCACCAUGCUCUUCUCAGACAUCGUGGGCUUCACAGCCAUCUGUGCUCAGUGUACCCCCAUGCAAGUGAUCAGCAUGCUGAACGAACUGUACACCAGGUUUGACCACCAAUGUGGAUUUUUGGAUAUCUACAAGGUGGAAACAAUAGGUGAUGCCUACUGUGUUGCAGCAGGGCUGCACAGAAAAAGCCUCUGUCACGCAAAACCCAUUGCUCUGAUGGCCUUGAAGAUGAUGGAGCUUUCAGAAGAAGUGCUGACACCUGAUGGAAGGCCAAUUCAGAUGAGGAUAGGGAUUCACUCAGGCUCUGUGCUAGCUGGAGUUGUUGGGGUGAGAAUGCCAAGAUAUUGCCUGUUUGGAAAUAAUGUCACUCUGGCAAGCAAAUUUGAAUCAGGAAGUCACCCUCGGCGCAUCAACGUCAGCCCGACCACUUACCAAUUAUUAAAGCGAGAGGAAAGUUUUACAUUCAUUCCUCGCUCCCGUGAAGAGCUUCCUGACAACUUCCCAAAGGAAAUCCCGGGAAUCUGCUACUUUCUGGAGGUAAGGACUGGUCCCAAGCCACCGAAGCCUUCGCUGUCCUCAUCGAGAAUAAAAAAGGUUUCCUACAACAUUGGCACCAUGUUCCUCCGGGAGACAAGCCUCUGAGACCUGCUACGGAUCAAAGACUCCUCCCAAAAAGCACAAGCCCAGACCUUGGGUCAGAACCGGAGUGGAGAGAGAGACUAUUCUCUUACAUUGCUUUGGUGAGAAUGAGCAGUGGGAUUUGGCAGUCAGGCAAUAAUCCUAGGGAAAGGGAGUGACUCCUAUCAAU